Symphalangus syndactylus (siamang) is the source of this 10735-nucleotide messenger RNA. RefSeq names its product RNA binding motif protein 23 (gene RBM23). The record is from RefSeq and is a predicted model, not a curated record. Gene Ontology annotation, cellular component: nucleus. Gene Ontology annotation, biological process: mRNA processing. Gene Ontology annotation, molecular function: RNA binding. Lineage: Eukaryota; Metazoa; Chordata; Mammalia; Primates; Hylobatidae.
GCGCAUGCGCAGAUUGGGGAAGGUUCUGGAAGACGGGAGAGCUGCCGCCAUUUUGCGGGAAGAGGAGCCGGUCUACUUGCAGUGCUGCCUCUCUUGCCUAGACUCUAGGAAAUAUCCGAGCUUCACUCCCCACAGCAUACUCAAAGGAACGGAGAGAACCGGGACCCCCCUGCGGGGACCCGGAACUGAUCUGACAGGAUGGCAUCUGAUGACUUUGAUAUAGUGAUUGAGGCCAUGCUGGAAGCUCCCUAUAAAAAAGAAGAGGAUGAGCAACAAAGGAAAGAAGUUAAAAAGGAUUAUCCUAGCAAUACCACCAGCAGCACCAGCAACAGUGGCAAUGGGACCAGUGGAAGCAACACCAUCAGGGAGACAAGCAAGAAGAAGAGGAGUCGGAGCCAUAGUAAAAGCAGGGAUAGAAAGCGCAGUCAUAGUCGAGAUCGGGAUCGGUAUAGACGGAGAAAUAGUCGGAGCCGAAGUCGAGGUCGGCAGCGUCGUCACCGUAGCCGUAGCUGGGAUCGUCGACAUAGUAGUGAGUCACGAAGUUGGGACCGUCGUCGUGAGGAUCGUGUGCGUUACAGGAGUCCUCCACUUGCCACUGGUUAUAGGUAUGGACACAGUAAGAGUCCUCAUUUCAGAGAGAAGAGCCCAGUCAGGGAGCCAGUUGAUAAUCUGAGUCCUGAGGAGCGUGAUGCCCGCACAGUUUUCUGUAUGCAGUUAGCUGCCCGAAUUCGGCCUCGAGAUCUGGAGGACUUUUUCUCUGCUGUAGGCAAGGUUCGCGAUGUACGUAUCAUCUCAGAUCGGAACUCACGUCGUUCUAAGGGCAUUGCCUAUGUGGAAUUCUGUGAAAUCCAGUCUGUGCCACUGGCCAUUGGGCUGACUGGGCAGCGGUUGCUGGGAGUGCCUAUCAUUGUACAGGCUUCACAGGCAGAGAAAAACCGACUGGCAGCCAUGGCCAACAACCUGCAAAAGGGCAGUGGUGGACCAAUGCGCCUCUAUGUGGGUUCCCUGCACUUCAACAUCACUGAAGACAUGCUCCGGGGCAUCUUUGAGCCCUUUGGUAAAAUUGAUAAUAUUGUCCUGAUGAAGGACUCAGAUACAGGCCGCUCUAAAGGUUAUGGUUUCAUCACGUUCUCUGAUUCUGAGUGUGCCCGGCGGGCCCUGGAACAGCUGAAUGGCUUUGAGCUUGCUGGUCGACCUAUGAGGGUUGGCCAUGUGACUGAGCGACUGGAUGGUGGCACAGACAUCACUUUUCCUGAUGGGGACCAGGAGCUGGAUCUGGGAUCAGCAGGUGGACGUUUGCAGCUCAUGGCAAAACUGGCAGAAGGCUCUGGAAUCCAACUGCCAACCACUGCUACUGCUGCUGCUGCUGCUGCUGCCGCUGCCCAAGCUGCUGCCUUGCAACUGAAUGGAGCAGUUCCCUUGGGGGCCCUGAAUCCAGCAGCUCUGACUGCUCUGAGUCCAGCCCUGAACUUUGCCUCCCAGUGCUUCCAGCUCUCCAGCCUCUUUACCCCCCAGACCAUGUAAAUCAGUGGCACAGCAUACUGCCUCCUUGUGCCUCUGGAUCCUGCCACUUCACAUCUACACUUCCAUGGCUCCAUUUUGUGGACCAAGCCAUCCUGAGGGCAUGGACAUUGUCUCUGAGGAAAUUGGGGCCACCCUUAAGACACCAAGAAGAGCUCCUGCCCAUGGUCCCACUGGAAAUGGACUCUGCUGAGCAAAGCCCCCAGUUGAAGAGGAGAAUCCACACCUACAUUGAAUACCUGUUUCUCCAUGCAUAUCGUCUCUGAGAUUACCUUCUUGCCCUUUCCAACACCUUAGUGAUUCCUCCCCCAUUGGGAAGGCCAUAGGGCAUUAACUGAAGGAACUGACCUCUCUCCUUUUCCUGUACCUUUACCCUUUAGUCUGUCAAGGGAAACCCUUAGGACCUCUGAAUCAAGAGGACUGAGUUUGUAGGUGAACCUUGAAGGUGCUCUUUUUGUUACAAGGGCCCUGGGAGAUAGCAUGGACAUGUGCAUUGAGAAGCCAGCCUCAGACCUUAGCUUGAAGCAGCUUGAGGCCAGACCUACUGUAGGCUCAGCAUCUUGCUAGGAGGCAUGGAAGUGAUCUGUCCUGCCAGGAGGCAUGAGGAGUGAUCUGUCCUGCCAGGAGGCAUGAGAGUGAUCUGUCCUGCCAGGAGGCAUGAGAGUGAUCUGUCCUGCCAGGAGACAUGAGGGUGAUCUGUCCUGCCAGGAGGCAUGAGGGUGAUCUGUCCUGCCAGGAGGCAUGAGGGUGAUCUGUCCUGCCAGGAGGCAUGAGGGUGAUCUGUCCUGCCAGGAGGCAUGAGGGUGAUCUGUCCUGCCAGGCGUUUAGGGGCUUUCAGGAAUUUAGUAAAAGGUGGAGUAUGCCUUUCCAGUAUCUUCCAUCUUCCUUUGUAUACUUGUCCUUCCUCCCAUUUCCUCCCUUUGGCCUGGGGUGGGAGGAUGGAGGCUGCUACUCUACCACUUCCUGUGUGCCUCUACUGUGGCCUCAACCCUGGCAAUGAAAGCUGCUCUCAUCCCCUACCUGGGCGUGUGUGAGCCCUUCUCACCGGAUUUUAUACCCUUGUGUCUGUGUACAUAAAUAUAUAUACAUACAUAUAUAUAUAUAUAUAUAUAUAUAUAUAUAUAUAUAUAUAAACUUUGUACAAAAGGCAAGCCUCCUCCUUGUGGCUGCUGUUGCCCAUUUGUGUGUGGUCUUUGUUGUGUGUCUGACAACUUCUCACGAGCCCAACUCAUGAUGUUUCUAGGGAUAUAAAACAUUAGUAACACCACUGUGUUUAUUUAUUUUAUUUAACCACCUUUAGAAAGAAAAAUGAAAACUCACACCUGGGUGGGGUUCGCAUUCUGUAUCUGCAUUACACUGUUGAUCCUAUGGUUGUCUUCUCCAUCUAUCUUCAUCUUAACUAUCUCCAUCCCAACCACCCACUGGACAGAAUUACCCAAAGAGCCAAGUUGCAGCACCAGGACAGACUUAACAGGCUCUUUCUCUGUGCCUAAUGACAGAUCUUAUCUUUCCAGCAGAUGGCACUAUGACAGUACUACAUUCUACACUUCUUUUUUUCUAGUGGGGGGGGUUGUGAUCUUGAAGAGUUAAAUACCAGAGCUAAGCUGAGCUUUCUUAACUCUAUUGGCCUUUGUAGCUGCCUUUGACCCUCUUUGUAGUAGCAAUCCCAAUCCGAUAUCCAAAGGGGUUUGUGUCUUGUAUAACAGCAGGGUUCCCCUGACCUGAUGUCUACUGUCGUUCCUCUGUCAGUCCCCUCAACUCCUGCUUUCCAUGUGGCUCUGCCUGGCAUAACAGAGGCCUGAGACCAGUGAAUUCUAGGGAACUGAGUAUUCCAGAAAUACCUCUGUGAAAGGGAAGGUGCACCUACCACUGCCUUAAUAAUGGGGUGGGAGAGUGGCUGUCUCACACAGCUUAGGGACCAAAUGAGAAGGCCUGAAUUCAAGGGCAGGGUUCUGUGGGGCUCCUUUUUUGAUCUCUAUGGCAACAAAAUGCUAAGACUUUCUUAUGCUAAAAAUAUGGAUAAUUGCUGUUAGGUUUUAAUUUGUCAGCUCUCAGACUUCUAAGCCAGUGAUGUUAGCCUCUGGGGUUGCUUUUAACACAAAAUCAUUUAAGUACUUGAAGCCUGCUUGAGUCAUAAAAGGCCAGGGGGACUCUAGCUCCUAAGUCUGUUUGCUGCUUCUGUAACAAUACCACAGACUGAGUAAUUUGUAAAGAAAAGAAAUGUAGGCUGGGUGCAGUGGCUCAUGCCUGUAAUCCCAGCACUUUGGGAGGCUGAGGUGGGUGGAUCAUGAGGUCAGGAGUUCAAGACCAGCCUGGCCAACAUGGUGAACCUCUCUCUCUACUAAAAAUACAAAAAGUAGCUGGGCAUGGUGGUGGGCGCCUGUAGUCCCAGCUACUCAGGAGGCUGAGACAGGAGAAUCGCUUGAGCCUGGGAGGUGGAGGUUGCAGUGAGCCGAGGUCGCACCACUGCACUCCAGCCUGGGCAACAGAGCGAGACUCCAUCUCAAAAAAACAAAAGUGUAUUUCUCACAGUUCUGGAGGCUGGGAAUUUCAAGAGCAUGGUGCCUGCAUCUGGUGAGGGUCAUCCCAUGGCAGAAAGGCACAAGGUAGAAAUGAGUACAUGAGACAAAGGGACCAUGGGCCAAACUUGCUUUAUAACAGCCCUCUCAUGAUAACCUGCUCUGUGAUAGUGACAUUAAUCCAUUCAUGAGGGCUCUGUCCUUGUGACUCAGUCAUCUCGUAUUAAGCCCCAUCUUCAACACUGUUGCAUUGGGAGUCAAAUUUCCAAUGUGAACUUUUGGGGGACACAAACCAUAGCAUUUCUGAUUCUUCCAGGCCUAGAUCUCACAUGACGUUGCUGUUCUCCUGGUUACCACCCCCAUCCCUUCCCCCAUCUUAUCCUAGUUUGCUUUCUGGACCUGCAGGGAAGGGAAGGAGGAUGCACUGUUUUUAGGUAGAAGCUGCUGGCUAUGACCCAGCACCCUUACAGUUAUUGAUUUGGCUUCUAAUGCAUCUUGAGAAGUGCAGUGGGUACCGUUUUUGUUAGUCAUCCUGAGGCCAUGAACUGGGUCUUCUCAUGGCUGGCUUGGCUCCUUUAGACUAUUAUAAAUAUCCACAGGCCUUGCCUCCCUGCCUUCCUCUGCUUGGUUUCCUUAUGUUUCCAUCCCUAGGUACUUUGGCCUUCCUACACUCGGAUCCUUCCACCUCAGUUCUUUCUUGUUCUUAGUUCCUCACAUAGCCUCUUGCCGGGAGAGAGACAAUGUUGGAAGUAAGGACAUAUCUAAGACAAUUUCCAGUCUUACUCCAUAUAAGGUGAUGGUAUCUAGUGAGUGACAGUUGGUGUCGGUGUGUGACUCAGUGCCUUCUUGUUACUCAUCCCUCCAUACGGGGUGGUUAGAGUGGAGAGAAGCGGGCAGUGAACAGACUCUGGGCCCAGCUUAAGGUAAAAGAAACUUCCCUCAACAUCUACCUGCACAUGGUGGCUGGUGGGGUAGGGGUGACAUUGUGACCCAGAUCCUUUGCCAGCAUAGUUAGAAUUUCCCUACCAGUCGGCCGGGCGCGGUGGCUCAUGCCUGUAAUCCCAGCACUUUGGGAGGCCGAGGCGGGCGGAUCACGAGGUCAGGAGAUCGAGACCAUCCUGGCUAACACGGUGAAACCCCGUCUCUACUAAAAAUACAAAAAAUUAGCCGGGCGAGGUGGCGGGCGCCUGUAGUCCCAGCUACGCGGGAGGCUGAGGCAGGAGAAUGGCGUGAACCCCGGGGGGCGGAGCCUGCAGUGAGCCGAGAUCGCGCCACUGCACUCCAGCCUGGGUGAAAGAGCGAGAAUCCAUCUCAAAAAAAAAAAAAAAAGAAUUUCCCUACCAGUCUUCAGUUCUAGAAAAGAUUCUCACCUGAUUUUUGGCUUCCAGUCUAUGCUUCUGUAUUCAUUAAGGUGGCGGCAUUUCCUCAUUUCCUCCCUGUUCUUUAAACUGCUGUGCUCUUGACACAGGAAUUCUGCCAGCUUCCUCAGACUCCCAACAACCCCCAGAUAGGAGUUACCAGUAGAAGCAGAAGCUUGACCUGUGAACUUUUAGUCCUGGAGCAUAUCAUGAAGGGAACUGAGUAAAAACCUGAAGGAUGGAAUUAUAUCACAGUCCCUCUUCUCCCUGUAAUAGAAAGGCUUUAGUGAAAAUCAGGCAGCAAUACUUGGACAGUGAAAAGAGACUCUGAAAGGUGAGGUGACAGGAGGUGGCAUAAUGGUCAUUGUUAACAUUUAUGCAAGGUUGGUUGUAGGUUAGGCAUUCUAAUCAUGUGUAUUAAGUCACAAAAUCCUCACAACAAUCCUCUAAAGUAGUUUAUUAUCUUUACUUUGUAAACAAGGAAACAUAUCCAAAUAGGUUAAUUUUCCCCAUAAGCACAAAGUUAGCAAGUUAGGGAUUCCAAUCCAAGUACUCUCACUUCAGAUCCCUUGAUCUUAACCUUACCUGCCUCUCAGCACCACCGUGGAAGACAAGGCCUUGGAGUCAGUGAGGAAGUGUCACUUUUCCUAUCCCUGUACCCAUAGCUCUCAGUAGACUCAGAAUUUUUCCACUGCCAUGUCUUUGCUUAUCUUGAGUGACAGUGUUUGUGGGUGAACCUUGAAGGUGCUUUUUCUGCUACAAGGGCCCUGGGAGAUAGCAUGGACAUGUGCAUUGAGAAGCCAGCCUCAGACCUUAUCUUGAAGCAGCUUGAGGCCAGACCUACUGCUAGGAGGCAUGGGAGUGAUCUAUCCUGCCAGCUAUUUCCCUUCCUUUCCUCCUUCUGCUGAUCAAAGUCCUGUCCUUUAAGACCCUGAAGCUUUCCUAGGUGGAGUUAAUCUCUCUUUUCAGUAUUCUUUGUCCUCUUGUGGGUCAUCUUACUCUACUUUUAUUUAGUAAAUAAAAUAAUUUCAAUAAAAAUUAUUUUAUUGAAAACUCCAUUACUCGAUGGUUACAGCCUGAUGAGGCCAGACUUAGAUGUCUUUCUCAUGAUUGCUUUGCCUUGCACAUAUCAAAUGUCUGUAGAAUUGAAUGAAUGCUGUCUGUGUUAAAGUCAGCACCAGGCUUUCCAAAGGCUGCCCCUUCUAGGCUGCUUUUCCCAGCAGCCUCAUCCAUUCCUUCCUCACUCCACCAGGAGAGAAGAUGCAGCUUUACUCUUUUUGAUGUUACCAUGGUAGCCUGUGAUACUUUCUUUCUAAAGUGCUGCUUGCCAUCCACCAGAGACUGAUGUUUCCAUGGCAACCAGGUGAAGCUGGAUACAGGAAAGGAAUUCCGGUCUGAGAAGCUGCAUAUCUGAAUCUUCUAGCUUCAGACAUCCUUUCCCCUCUCUCCUAACUUUUGCACUUCAUAUCCAGGACUGGUUUGCUCUCUGGUGUGCCCUUGGUUGAGAGAGCUCUGUGAAAGUGAGGUGAAGCAGACCAACCAACUUAGAUCAUGUGAGAAGGUGGGUGCAAGGAAAGAGCUGAUCAAAGAUCACUUCAAAAAGUUGGAUGAAGUCUAUUAGUUGUUCAGAUGAUCUGCUCUCAAGAGCCCUUAAGGAGUUGGCUGGAGUUUCUGGAGAGCCAUUAAGCAGUUAUUUUUGAGAGCAAUGGGUAGAUGGAUGAGGUGCCUGAAGACUGGAAAGGAGCCAGUCAGUGCCGGAUUGUAGAAAGGAGAAACAAUGACCUUGGAAAUUGGAGACCUGUCAAACUUGCCAAUGUUCCAGAACCGAUGAGAGUUUCAGUCAGCUUUCAGGCAUCAGGAAGCCUACUUGCUUAGAAUCAGUGGUGCUAAGAAUUCGCCUCCUCAACUCCUGAGCAUAAGCAAGUUAGGGGACCUCCACCCUGUAGCUGAGUGUCACACUCUGGAACCACACAGCAUGGUUCAGAUCCCUCUUCCCUCACAAACUAGCUGAAUAAGCUUGGGUAAGUUACUUCACUUCUCUCACGCUUCAUCUGUAAACAGGAAAUGAUAACACCUAUCUCAUAGGGAUGUUGUGAGAAUUCAUUGAGAAAGGUUUGGAACUUGGCUUAUUACUGUCCUCAGUAUUUUCACUCCUCUGGAUGCCUACUCACUCAAUUUUAUAGCUGACUUCAUUCUCCCCAACUUCAGAGCUAAAGGUUUAUGGGGAAAAGCAAGGGCGGUGCAAUGGUGAAAAUAAAUCUUCAUUUUUAAAUAAAUAAAUUGUUCCUGUGCUAAAGCCCCAAGCUUACAAGGUCUUGGGUCACACAUAACCUGCCUAGUUUUCAGGAAAACAAAUCCCACUAGCCCAGUCUCUUUAUGCUUGAAGUUCUGUCCACAUAGUUAGAUUUUAACUGGUUUCGAAAAAUCAAAAUGAGCCCACCUCACAGUUACCUUCAAGGUACCUAACACCAUUAGCUUUGUCUGGCAGGGGAAAAAUACCAGGGCACUCCGUUUUGUUUUGUUUUGUUUUGAGACAGGGUCUGGCUCUGUUGUUCCUGCUGGAGUACAGUGGUGCCAUCACAGCUCACUGCAGUCUCAACCUCCUGAGCUCAAAUGAUCCUCUUGAUUAGCUGGAACUACAGGUAUGUGCCACUAUGCCCAGCUAAGUUUUGUAUUUUUUGUAGAGAUGGGGUCUUGCUAUGUUGCCCAGCUGGUCUCGAACUCCUGGGCUCAAGUGAUCCUCCCUCCUUGGCCUCCCAAAGUGCUAGGAUUAUAGGUGUGAGCCACCACAACUGCCUGAGAGCACCCUCUGUUACCACCCUUUCCUUAGCGUCUCAGCCUCCCCCAAGCACCUGUCUUUGUUGGUCUCCAGAGCCUAGCCCUACACUGGCAUUUUCCUUUCUGAAUAAGUAUUUUAUUUAUUUAUUUUUAUUUUUUCUUUGAGAUGGAGUUUCACUCUUGUUGCCCAGGCUGGAGUGCAAUGGUGCCAUCUUGGCUCACCGCAACCUCUGCUUCCUGGGUUCAAGUGAUUCUCUUGCCUCAGCCUCCUGAGUAGCUGAGAUUACAGGUGCGCGCCACCACUCCCAGCUAAUUUUGUAUUUUUAGUGGAGACAGGGUUUCUCCAUGUUGGUCAGGCUGGUCUCGAACUCCUGACCUCAGGUCAUCCGCCCGCCUUGGCCUCCCAAAAUGCUGGGAUUACAGUCCUGAGCCACUGCACUGGGCCUUAUUUAUUUACUUAUUUUUAAUUAAUUAAUUAAUUUUUUUUGAGAUGGAGUCUCGCUCUGUCGCCCAGGCUGGAGUGCGGUGGCACGAUCUCGGGUCACUGCAAGCUCUGCCUCCCAGGUUCACGCCAUUCUCCUGCCUCAGCCUCCCGAGUAGCUGGGAAUACAGAUGCCCGCCACUACGCCUGGCUAAUUUUUUGUAUUUUUUAGUACAGACGGGGUUUCACUGUGUUAGCCAGGAUGGUUUCGAUCUCCUGACCUUGUGAUCUGCCUGCCUUGGCCUCCCAGAGUGCUGGAAUUAUAGGCGUGAGCCACUGCGCCCAGCUGGGCCUUAUUUAUGUAUUUUUCUGAGACAGAGUCUCAUGCUAUCACCCAGGCUAGAGUGCAGUGGCAUGAUCUCUGCUCACUUCAACCUCUGCCUCCUGGGUUCAAGUGAUUCUCCUGCCUCAGCCUCCCGAGUAGCUGGAAUUACAGGCACCCGCCACCAUGCCUGGCUAAUUUUUGUAGUUUUUUUUAGUAGAAAUAGGGUUUCACCAUGUUGGCCAGACUGGUCUCAAACUCUUGACCUCAAGUGAUCCACCCACCUCGGCCUCCCAAAGUGCUGGGAUUACAGGCGUGAGCCACUUGCCCGACCUGAGUAAGUAUUUUAAAUCAGCACAGGUCCUCUGCUUAAAGUCAAGUUAUAAUUUGAACACAGAAAUGGAAAAUCAUGCAGUAAAAUACCAUCGCGGAACUUUAAUUGCCAAUCUUUCCCCCAACCUUCCAUCAAACGACAAAACCCAAUAAAGUGUUACCUGUGAGUCCUAUGGGAGGCAUGUUGGACUUUGUAGACCAUAACUUAAAUUUUUAUCUCCAAAUGGUGCUAUGCUUUGAAAGUUUAGCAAGCUGCUUUGAUGCCUAAAUAAGGGGCCAGGACAUAGAUUGCAAAAGGCAUUGCUACUUCCACUGCUUCUCUGUAUAAUGCUUGAGAAAUUACAAAGAUCUUUGCUCUUUUAUUUAGUCCUCAUGACUUUGCUACAAGGUAGGUAUUCUUCAUUUUAGAGUUGGGAUAGCAUAGCUGAGUUCAGCAAACCAGACAGGUUAAGAGUGACUUCAUCCACAGACCCCAAUCCAGGAAACAUCCUGAGCACUAACUGAAAAGCAUUCAAGGGCUCACUGAAUUUGCAUUCACAUCUGGAGUUUUCUUUUUUUUUUUUUUUUUUUUGAGACGGAGUCUUGCUCUUUCGCCCAGGCUGGAGUGCAGUGGCGCAAUCUCGGCUCACUGCAAGCUCCGCGUCCCGGGUUCACGCCAUUCUCCUGCCUCAGCCUCUCCAAGUAGCUGGGACUACAGGCGCCCGCCACCACGCCCGGCUAAUUUUUUGUAUUUUUUAGUAGAGACGGGGUUUCACCGUGGUCUCGAUCUCCUGACCUUGUGAUCCGCCCGCCUCGGCCUCCCAAAGUGCUGGGAUUACAAGCGUGAGCCACCGCGCCCGGCCUCACAUCUGGAGUUUUCAAGGCCACUAAGCUGUGGAAACUUGACAUCAAUAUUCAAAUAGAUGAACAGGGACCUUGAGCAUAUCCAUCAGGGAGUCACCAAGAUGAUAAAGGCCUGAGAAGCAGUAUGCUCUUGUCUGGUGUUUGUGUCCUUUGACGACUGCACCAUCCACCCAAAUUUUGCUGCCUUCUUUAUAGGAAGGGCCUUUUCCUCAUGUGGUGGGCUGCCCACUGUUUCUCCUCUGUGCAUUUGCUCAUGUAGUUUGACCACAAGGAAUGCUUUUCCUUCUUUCUCUCAACUAUCUAUAGCCUACAUACCCUUUAAGGCCCAGUUUCUAAAAUAUGUCUUCCAAAUUUACUGUUUCUUCCAUUCAGAAUUCCUGGAGCACAUGAGGUAGCCCCCAGUUAGAUAGAAUGUGGUAUUGUUUGCUGCUAUUUUGCCUGUUUUGUGCUGUAUCACCUCAUCCAUCUCCCCAGCUUAAUUGUAAGCUAUUUGAGGGGCAGAGAUUGUGUCUUAUUUGUAUUUGUUUUCCCCACUGGGCCCGGCACAGUGAUUAGCAUAUUGCAGAUGUUUAGUACUUGAGAGAAACAAAAUGUCUUCUAGCAUUUGUGGAUGAAAGAUUAAAAUGUCCAGGAAAAUUUA